Molecule: messenger RNA, 5194 nt
Organism: Penaeus monodon (black tiger shrimp)
Lineage: Eukaryota; Metazoa; Arthropoda; Malacostraca; Decapoda; Penaeidae
Gene: rngo
Product: protein DDI1 homolog 2-like
Exons: 9
Coding region: 128-1738 (536 amino acids)
Biological process (GO): proteolysis
Molecular function (GO): protein binding; aspartic-type endopeptidase activity
Source: RefSeq, a predicted model, not a curated record
AAACGUAAACAAACGUCGCCGAGCUCAGUGUCGAGGACCGAGGGAGAGAGUGAGGAUCGCGCUCUCGUUCUUUUUGUCUCCCUCUCUCUCGCGAGCAACACGUCACGUCUUCGUCUUGUGGUCAAUCAUGAGGAUUUCCGUGACGACUGAGAAUGAGAUAUACCCCCUGGAGGUGGCUCAGGAUCUGGAGCUGGAGAAUUUCAAAGCCUUGUGUGAAAUGGAGGUAGGAAUUCCAGCCGGAGAGAUGAUGGUUGUUUUCAAUGCACAACCGCUCACUGAUGAUAAGAAGACCCUGAAAGACUAUGGUGUUAAAGAUGGAGAACUCAUUAUGGUGAUCCGUGGCACUACACUUCUGAGACGGGCGGCAGAGCAUAUGCAGCAGCAGCGACAAACACAAGGAGGGCAGAGGCAGCAAAACCAAGGGCCUGUUCCUAUGGAGAUCAGCCAGUUCGACUUCAGCAGAAUUGAGCUCCCCAGGUCACGGCAGACUAGCACCUCCUCUGCAACCUUUAAUGACUCCCAGGGUGGAGAUCAGGGCCAGGGUCAAGAACAGGGCCAAGGUCAAGUAGCAGGUCAGGAAGGUGUGGAGGAGAACCUGGGUGAUGAUGGGGACUUGGGCCUGGGCGCCGCAGGAAGUGGCCAGGACGACCCAGCCGUCAUCCGUGAUAUGCUGCUGGCCAACCCCGAGCAGCUGGCCCUCCUGCGCCACAAUAACCCCAGGCUUGCAGAAGCUCUCACAAGUGGGGACUUAGACAAGUUUGCUUCUGUGCUCCGUGAACAACAAGAGAUGCGAAGAGAUCGUGAAAGACAGAGAAUUCGAUUGCUUACUGCAGAUCCUUUUGAUAUGGAAGCUCAGAGGCUCAUUGCAAAUGAAAUUCAGCAAGAGAACAUCAAUGCCAACAUGGAAGCGGCAAUGGAGUACAACCCAGAGAGCUUUGGCACCGUCCAUAUGCUUUACAUCAACUGCAAGGUUAAUGGGCAUGAUGUGAAGGCUUUCAUUGACUCAGGUGCACAAACCACUAUCAUGUCUCAGGCAUGUGCAGAGAGAUGCAACAUAAUGAGGUUGGUUGACACCAGAUGGGCUGGCAUAGCAAAAGGUGUUGGAACUCAGAAGAUUAUUGGCCGAGUCCACAUGGGCCAAAUACAGAUAGAAAAUGACUUCCUUGCGUCCUCUUUUAGCAUACUGGAAGAACAGCCAAUGGACAUGCUUUUGGGGUUGGAUAUGUUAAAAAGACAUCAGAUGUGCAUCGACUUGAAAAACAACAAACUGCACAUUGGGACUACAGGCACAGCCACAACCUUCCUAAGUGAAAGUGAACUGCCAGACUGUGCCCGUCUGACCUCUCUCUCAGAAGAGGAGGCUCGUCGCCAAUCAGAAAAGGCUGCCAAAGAGUCUGAGGACCGUGCAUUGGCCGAAGCCUUGGCCGCUAGUUCCAAGGAAGGUAACUCAGGUGGAUCAAGUGGUUCUUCUGCAUCUGGGGCUACGCAACAUGCAGCAGAGCAGCAGCAGUCUUCCAGUCCCCCCAGUGAGGCAGCAGUCCCUGCCACAGCCCCUGCCACAGCCCCUGCCGCAGUUCCAGAAGCUACAGCUCAACAAGACAACUUCUCUGAAUCGGAUAUUCAAGAAAUUAUGCAAAUUGGGUUCACUAGAGUUCAGGCCGUUGAAGAACUUAGACGACAAAAUGGAAAUAAGACUCAAGCAAUAGCUGCACUCUUUGCAAAGUCAUUCAAAAUGUAGUUCCUUAUUUUUUUAGGGAUAAGAUACAUGUUUAGCAAUACUAUUUCAAAAGUUAUGGUUCUUAUUUUGCAAUAUAAUAUAGAUGGUCAAUAUUUCUGGUAAGGGUUUAGAGUUUCUUGGAUAUUGUGAAGUGAUAUAGACAUGGCUCGUAUUGAGCCUUUUAUCAAAUGUGAAAUAUGUUUGAAUAAUGAGGUUGACUUCAUGUUUAGGGAGGUUAAUGCUAGACAAGGAAACCAUUAAUGAUUUGUUUUCAUACCUUAAGAUUGGACAAGUCAAAAGGGCCUUUCUGAGUGAGCUUGGAUUGCAUUAUCUCGCCUUUCUGUUGUUUGAUUAUUGUGGAUAUCAGUUGGCCGGGAUAGAAUUAUGUACCUAACUUAUUUCUUUAUAUUAUUUUAGUCAUUUGUAUACUUUGUUACCAUGGCACUUACAGUGUAUCAGAAUACUGAAUGAAAAUUGCAUUUAUUUGCAUUCUGUAGUUAGUCUUUGUUUCUGGUUUUAAAGGCCUGAUGGAUAUUCAGCAGAGAUAAGGAGUGUCCUUUGUUUGGCUCUGAACUUUUUGAAAUAGUUGUUCUAAAUGCCUGAUAUUAAGAACAAUACAUCAGAGAUUGCAUUUAAAAAGGGGUUUCUUUUGAGCAAGGAGAUUUGCGAUUUUUGCUUUUAUCUCGAAAUUCGAUCAAAUACAUUUGUGUUCAACGGAAAGAUACAAAUGUGAUUCCGCUUGGCUCUCAUCAGGAAAAGUUAUCAGAUGAAGUACAAGAGACAUAGAUAUUCCAGUGCUAUGUUUGUUACAGGUGACUCAGUUGCAAGGUGCAAGACCUUUAGAAAAUUAUAUAUGCUCUAAUUUUGUAGUUGAACACAUCUCAUUACAAUUCAAUUUUAUAAUGUAGAGAUUAGGAGUUAAAAAGUCCCACUGUUAAAUAAACCAUUUUGCAUUAUCAUUUAUUUGAUGUAGAUUAUGACAGUACUUUAUAUUUUACAGUAGGUGUUAUGCAAAUCAGACGAAGUAUUUUAUACUAUACAUUAAAGAGAAAAUAAAAAAUUUUAUCAAUUAGUGAUGGAUCAUUGAUGUUUUCAUUUUAGCUUGAAAUUAGUUCACUUGUAACACUCACUCACUCACUCACUCACUCAGUCACUCACUCACUCAGACACACUCACUCACACUCACUCACUCACUUCACUCACUCACUCACUCACUCACUCACUCACUCACUCACUGUCCCUCCUUUUACAAGGCACUGAAACAUUAACUAGUAGCUCUUGGCCAGAGUCAUUACUUAAUGUCCAUAAAAUGUUAUUGAAAAGAAAUUAAAAUGUAGCUCAUCAGAGGAUUAUCAGUUUGUAUUUAAAUCAAUGUUGUAUAUCAGAGUAAGACCUGGGUGUAUCAGUUAUCAAGUCAUAGAAAAAUAUCAUAUAACUUCUGGAAGUGGAUUUUAAGUACUGAAGGCAUCUUUCUUUGCAUCUACCCAGAAACCUUACCCUUCUUUCUUGGUUAAGAAGUUGAUUGGUCUGUAUACAGCAGGGGUGCACUCAUUAUGGGGCUCUAGGGGGCCAGCUCCACCCCUUCCUUGUAAGUAAUGAAAUACCCUAACAGUUGAUUAAAAAAAAAGAAAAAAAAAAUCCAAUUAGUUCUGGCUUUCUGACCACAUCACCUCCAUUUCCGCAUGGAGUAAGGAUGUGUGCACUCAACGAAGGCACUUCCUUUUCUAAAUUUCGCUAAUGAUUUAGAAAUCGUGUGGAGAAAUGUUAAAUAUGGAUUGCAGGUGAAGUCAAGGACUGUCAUGUGCAGAUGAAACUUGUUUGCUGCCUGUUGCACUUUAAAAUAUAUAUCACACUUACAUGUUUAAGUCUGAUAUUCUCAUUUCUCAUAUCACUGUGCAAUAAUGGAAUAUGUGUAUGAAAACUGCUGGCUGGCAAUAGUGGGAUAAUUAAAACUGACAUUACUGUUUUCCUAAGCAUAUAAACUGCCCUCUGCAUAUAGUCCAUUUAUAGUCCAUAUAUAGAAGGCAAUUAUAUAAUAAAAUGGAACAUUUUUAGCUUAUACAACCUCUAGGAAUCAUUGGAAAAUGAAAUGGUUCUUGACUUCUACCAGAUAAAGAGACAUUAUCAUUUUUUAAACCCUCCUCUCCUGAGUCCUAAUGCUUAGAAGCAUUCAAAGUGAUAUGCCUAAUUCUUAAAAUAAACAGAUAUACAGGUCUGAUUAUAAGUGAGGAACACAUUUAUUGUAAAUGACAGGCAGAAAGAUAAAGAUUGUAUAUCAGCCAAUCAACUGAUUUAUCAUUGAAAGGUAUGGCUUCUGGGCAUACAUGAAAUAAAAGUAUGUAAAGAAUUGUGUGAUCAAAAUAUCAGUAAAAAUGUCAUUUCUGUGAUUAUAAGAUGUUUAACUAAGCACAUUAGAGUAAUGUACCGACCUGAGAGAUCUUUUAUUUAAUAUUUUAAUAAUAUUUCAACUAUUUACUAUGGAAACACAAGUACAAUUGGCAUUAUUUGUGCCAAACAUGGAUCUCAAAUAGUUGCUGAAAAUAAGCAUGAAGUAGCUCUUGCCACUUGGUAUAAUAGUAACACCUGACCUUGUAAACCAGAGAUUCAUAUUGGUAUAGUGACACCAGGCAUCUCUGCAUAAUAUGUUUUCUUUAUGCAUCAACCUUACUUUUGUUAUAUUGCCAUAAUUUCUUGUUUUUGAAAGUAAUGAAACAAUUCUCUAUCUACAAGAGAAGUAUUAGUUAAUCUCUACCCUGUUUUUUCUUAUUUUCUUUCCAUCUUUUCCAGACAAAUUACCAAAUCCCAUGUUAGUUUGGCUUUCAUGGUUUAUUAGAACCCAUAACUGGAGCUUACCCUUACUGCCAAAAGAUGAUACACUAUUGCUCACCAGAAUGAAAAGUGUUUACUGAGUUUAACAUUUUUCAGGCAAGAUAUUUCUUCUUGUUUUAAAUGUGAUAAAGUUUAAUUUGAAUAGCAGCUUUGUUAGCCUUGGCAUAUUGGAGAGUUCACAGGAUGAGAAUGGAAAAGCAGUGAUCAAGGACCCUCAAAGGUGUGAGUGUGCAUUACUCUCUUGCCCCUCAGGUGGGUGCCGUGCAGCCAGCUUUCUAUGGUGUGGUGUUGUUGGUCCAAAAUAUUCCUCAGUGGUUAACACGACCUCUGCCUCCUUGGUGGUUUCCUAUGUUUCUUAUAAGAUUAUUUUCCGUAUAGAAUGUUCUGUGUACAAAAGGUUGUCAUUGAUCUUUAUUCUUCAUGUAAAUAUGUCAUAGUUUAGAUUUUCUGUAAUUCAGGAAAAUAUUCAUAAAUAUUUUAUUAAAAUUUUCAUAUUGCAUAAUUUUUAUAAUGAUUUUCAUUUAUUAAGCUGCAAAUUAUAGUACUUGUAGGAGGAAAAUAUGUUACAUUAACCUGUGCACUAGUUACAUGGACUGGAUGAAAAUUGUGACAGAAAUCUGUGAUUAAAAAAAAAAAAAAAAAAAAAAA